This is a messenger RNA of Rhinolophus ferrumequinum (greater horseshoe bat), 5063 nucleotides long. RefSeq names its product cytokine receptor common subunit beta-like. Gene Ontology annotation, molecular function: cytokine receptor activity; protein binding. The transcript is spliced from 14 exons. The record is from RefSeq and is a predicted model, not a curated record. Gene Ontology annotation, biological process: immunoglobulin mediated immune response; cytokine-mediated signaling pathway. The coding region runs from base 281 to 2965 and encodes 894 amino acids. NCBI's taxonomy places the organism in Eukaryota, Metazoa, Chordata, Mammalia, Chiroptera, Rhinolophidae. Gene Ontology annotation, cellular component: external side of plasma membrane; membrane.
UUCCGCUUUCUGCUUCUCCAUUUCCUAAUGACAUCAGCAUACAUAGGAAGCGCCAGAGGCUCACUGCUGCCUGGAGACUCCAGCAGAAGGUUCGUCUGUCCCACCACAAAGAGGCCUGGAGCAGGCAGAGUCCUGCAGGGGGGAUGCACAAGAGCAGAUGACAUGGAUGUGGCCUUGCCACCUGCUAUGGAGGAACACGUGAGUCCAGGCCAGUAGAGACUGGGACGCUGGGCAGACCUGGACCUACUGUGCCAGCCCUGCUCAUCCAGCUGACCUGGACAUGGCGCUGCCCGCAUGGCUGCCCCCCGUAGCCCUGCUGGCCCUGUGCUGGGGGCCCAGUGUGGCAGGGGCCCAAGGGACUGUCCCGAUGCAGACCCUGCGCUGCCACAACGACUACACCAGCCACAUCACCUGUAGGUGGGCGGCCACCCAGGAUGCCCAGCGGCUCAUCAAUGUGACCCUCCACCGCAGGCUCAAUGAGGACCCCCCGAAGCCAGUGUCCUGUGACCUCAAUGACAACAUGCCCUUGUCAGACUGCCCUUUUCCCCACUGUGUGCCUAGAAGAUGUAUCAUUCCCUACAAUCUUUUCGUCAUUGCCGACAGCGACUACUUCUCAUUCCAACCAGACAGGCCUCUGGACACCCAGCUCACCGUUAUUCUGACCCAGCAUGUGCAGCCCCCCGCACCCCAGGACCUCCACGUCAGUGCUGCCGGGGACCAAUUCCUGCUGACAUGGAGUGUGGCCCUCGGGGCCUCCCAGAGCCAGUGGCUGUCAAACCUGCAGUUUGAGGUGGUCUACAGGAGGCUUCAGGACUCCUGGGAGGACGCCCUCACCGUCUCCUCCACGUCUCCAAAUGUCACCCUGGGGCGAAAGCAACUCCUGCCCAGCAGCACCUAUGUGGCCCGAGUGCGCACCUGGCUGGUCCCGGGCUCGGGGCUCUCGGGACGGCCCAGCCAGUGGAGCCCAGAGGUUCUCUGGGACUCCCCACCGGGGGACGAGGCCCUGCCCCAGAAUCUCCAGUGCUUAUUCGACGGGGGCACCGUGCUCAGCUGCUCCUGGGAAGUGAGGUCUGAGGUGACCAGCUCGAUCUCCUUCACCCUCUUCUACAAGUCCAGCCCCAACGCUGAAGGGGAGCAAGAAUGUUCCCCAGUGCUGAUGGAGAAGGCGAGUGGCCCUUACGUCCGGCACCGAUGCCAGAUCCCCGUGCACGACCCCUGGAACCACAGCCUGUACGUCGUCUCAGUUCGGCCAAAGGAGGAGGAGAAAUUUAUAAAGAGCUCAGACAACAUCCAGCUGGCUCCCCCGACACUCAACGUGACCAAAGGCAGAGACGGCUACAGCCUGAGCUGGGAGGUACAGGCAAUGCUCUUCUCGCACAUAAAGCACACCUUCGAGGUCCAGUACAAGCAGGACGCAGCCUCAUGGGAGGAGAGCAAGACAGAGUCCCUCGAGAACACACAUAUCAUGUCGUUGCCACCUCUGGAGCCCUCCACCACGUACCAGGCGAGAGUGAGGGUCAGGACCCUCGAUGGCUACAAUGGGAUCUGGAGCGAGUGGAGUGAAGAGUGCUCCUGGGACACUGAGUGGGUGCUGCCCAUGUGGGUCCUGGCGAUCAUCUUGGUGGCCACCACCCUCGCCUUACUCCUGGCCCUCCGCCUCUGUGGCAUGUAUGGGUACAGGCUGAACCGGAAGUGGGAGGAGAAAAUCCCCAACCCCAGUAAGAGCCAACUGUUCCAGAACGGGAGUGCGGGGCUCUGGCUCCCAGACAGCAUGGCGGCCCUCACCAGCAGGAGGCCCUCACACAAGGGACCGUGGGGCAGCGGCUUCCCUGGGCUGGAGGGGGUGUCCCAUGUAGACUACGGGCGUUGCGAGGUGUCCCCUCUCACCACGGAGGACCCGAAAUGUGCCCCUGACUCACCAUCGGAGCCUGACCCAGCACUGGCUGCCUCGGACCUCCCCACGGAGCCGCCCCCCAGCCCCCAGCCCUGCCUAUCAGCUCCGUCAAGCAGGCCUGAGAGCCAGGUUUCUGGCUUCGACUUCAAUGGCCCCUACCUGGGGCCACCCCACAGCCUCUCCCUGCCUGACCUCGUGGGCCAGGAGGCUCCCGCACAGAUGGGCAUGAGUCCGAAGCCGCUGCCUCCAGGGUCCCUAGAGUACAUGUUCCUGCCUGCAGCUGGGCAGGUGCAGCUGGUCCCACUAGCCCAGGUGAUGAAACAAGGCCAGGCUGCCGGUGUGGAGAGGAAGCCCUGCCCAGAGGCUAAGGGCAGCCCUUCCCUGGAGUCAGGGGCAGGCCCUGCCCCUCCUGCUCCUGGGCCGAUGGUGGGUGGUCAGGACCGGGACAGCCUCGUAGCUCUGCCCUCGGCCUCUGGGGGCCCUGAGGACAGCAUCGUGGCAUCUGGUUACGUCACCACUGCAGACCUGGCACUCAUUCCACCCAAAGGGGCAUCGUCUGCUUCUCGGGUUUCCCCUCUGGGCCUCCUCUCAGUCCAGCACCAAAGUAUCAGUGCUGGGCUGGCCUGUGGGCUCCCUGCAGCCCCAGCUCCCAUGAAGCCAGAGUUUCAGGAUUAUGUGGAGCUUCCUCCGUCCAUGGGCAAAUCCCCUAAGUCCCCUCUAGGCAGUCCUGCCCCUCUUGCAGCCAGCAGCCCAGUCCUGAGCCCAACAGAGCCCCAGGGAGAUGUUACCCCGGUCUCCCCACACCCUGAGGGGCUCCUGGUCCUGCAGCAGGUGGGGGAUUAUUGCUUCCUUCCUGGUGUGGGCUCUAGUCCUCUCUCACCCCAGAGUAAGUCUUCUUCUCUGGGACCCUGUCCCGAGAUCAGGGACCUGGACCAGGUGCUCCAGGCCAAGAAGCCCCCAUGCCAGGCUGUUUCCCAGGUGCCAGCCAUUCAGCUCUUUAAAGCCCUAAAGCAGCAGGACUAUCUGUUGCUGCCCCCCUGGGAUGUCAGCAGGCCUGGGGAAGUGUGUUGAGACCCUGUGGACCCUGGGCAAGGCAAGUGAAAGGACAGGAUCUGGCUUCCUUCCUGCCCUGCUCUUCUCCCACCAGCCUCUGGUCCCUUCCACACAUUUCUACAAUGACUCAAGGAAAAUGAGUCAGCCACCUACCGUCUACCAUCUCCUUUGACCUUCAGCAAAAUCAAGCUUCUCUUCUCUCUCUCUCUCUUUCCCCCUCUCCAUCUCCCCCUCCCUCCCUCUUUCUCUGUCUCUCUCUCCCUGCCUCUUUAUCUCACAGACACACCCACACACAUACCCCCUCCACACUUUUCUUUCAAGUUCACAUAUUUUUAGGUUCUGAAUUUUUAGAAUGCUCCGUACGUACUCAUUCCAUUUGCCCUCAAGUUUCUUUUUUACCAGGUUUCCUUGCUUUUGCUAUUGUCUUCUUUUUCUUUUCACUGAUUUUGUAUUAGAGUGAGUUUGAGGUCUGAGCUAAGCCUGUUCUGAGAUGUCAUGUCUCAAUCAGAGCCUAUUCUGAUGCUGACGUGUCUGGUUGUGUUGGAGGACCUGUGUCUGUGACCUGUCCCUAGCAGGAACAACCACAAGAUUCCAGCCCAGGUGCAGGAGGCAGGAGGCACCAGGGAGGGGGCCUUGGGGACUUAAGACUUGGAAAAGUAGUAAAGGACUGGACCUGCUUUUGUCAGGCACUGCAGCCCCAGAGGUGGUGACAAACCACCAGUCUCAAUUGUCACUCUAAGAAACGGGCGUGGUAAGGGUGUGUGCAAGGGAAGAACUGUUGUUCUGAGCUCAGGGGGAGCCCUUCUGAUCUCACCAAGGUUACUGGGGAGUCUCAGGGGGCCUCAGGACCUACACCCAUGGACUGGCCACCUGUGUGCAGUGCUGGUUCCUGGCUGAAGUGAUCUCUUCCUACACCCAGGCUGCUAAAGCUUGGAAAAUUCAAGAGGAGAGGGCAGUCCAGAAUCCAAGUCUACUGUAGAAAGUUUGGAAAGAACUGUUCAAUAAAGGAAAAAAGCAAAAUGAUCAAAGGGCACAUACACCUUAGAGUUUACAGUCCAAAUCGCCUGGCUGCCCUCUCUCCAGAAAGACCUUACAACUCCAGAUGCCACCAGCCACGUAGGAGGGGCUUUUGGUCUAUGUCUAGACCUCAUAUGGGAUUAUGGUUCUUUUACACCUUUGCCUUCCUCCUAUGCAAAAAAGUAGCAUUACAUUGUUUUCGUUUGCAUUAUUUGGUAACUGUCAAGUUUGCACGUAUUUUCAUAUUUUGUGAGCAUUGGUAUUUUUUUUACUGGGCUAAGCCCAUCAAGGACUUUGUUCUGUUGGGUGUUUAUCUUUUUCUGAUGAAGUUUUUAAAACUAUUUAUGUAUGGUCUUUCAUGCAUGGUGCCAAUUUUAUUGUUCUAGUUUGUGGUUUGAUUUUUAAUUUUGUAUAAGAGGUUUGUGGGCGUAUACAAGGCCGACUUUUCUGUGUCGUCAAGAGAUCUCCCGGGGAACGACUUCACAGCCCCACUUUUGGUUCAAAUUUACAAAGGCCUUCCCCACUUCAAAACGGCAUUUGUCCUAAUUUAUUUUUUUUCUAGUUCUUUUUGUGUUUCAAGCUUUUCGUGUAAAAUUUUAAUGAUUUUGGAAUGUACACAUGUGAGAUGAAGAGCUAGCUUCAUGUUUCCCCCCAACGAGCGGCCCAGGUGUUCUUGCAUCGUUUGUAGAAUCGCCUGUUCUUUGUCCAUGUCUCUGAAAUGCCACUUUUAUGAUAUAGAAAGUCCCCGUAUACGCUUAGUCAGUUUCUAGCCUUUCAAUUUUAUUACACUCUUCUCUCAAUGGCGCCCCACUGUUUCGUUGUUCUAGCUUUAUAUGUUUUCGUACAUGGCAGAGCAAAUGUUCUGUUGUUCACAUUCAUUAUGGCAGUGUUUGUGGUCAAAGAAAAUGAUCAACAACUUAAAUAUUCACCAAUAGUGAGAUGAGUAACAACAUUUUCUUACAUUCUAAAGUAGAAGCCUGUGUUAACAAUGAAUGAUGUGGACCUAGAUGUAUCAGAAAGAAGUCCAAGAUUUUAAUUCCAAAAUGUUCAGACGUUGUUAAUGAAAAAAAAAUGCAAUAAAAUAUAUUUUAUUAUGAAA